Drosophila teissieri is the source of this 1721-nucleotide messenger RNA. RefSeq names its product nuclear distribution protein nudE homolog (gene nudE). Gene Ontology annotation, molecular function: microtubule binding. Lineage: Eukaryota; Metazoa; Arthropoda; Insecta; Diptera; Drosophilidae. The transcript is spliced from 6 exons. Gene Ontology annotation, cellular component: kinesin complex; kinetochore; centrosome. Bases 63 to 1049 code for a protein of 328 amino acids. Gene Ontology annotation, biological process: mitotic centrosome separation; microtubule nucleation; establishment of mitotic spindle orientation. The record is from RefSeq and is a predicted model, not a curated record.
UUGACCACCGAUUAGUACACAAAUCACAAAAAGAAGUCAGCAGCCAAGGAUAAUUCUUAGAAAUGGAGUCGCCACCGAUGUUCAAUAGUGUGGAAGAUGAGUGCAGAUAUUGGAAGGAACGAUCCAAGCAGUACCACAAAGAAUGGACAGACGUGAAACAGGAGUACGACGAGUUCGUGGAGCAUUCCCGCGAAAUGGAAAUAGAAAUGGACGCCACUCUGGACCAGAAGCAGAGUAUAAUCAAAGAUCUCACAGCCAAACUAACAAUGUUUGAGCGGGAAAACGAGUCUCUCAAGGUCAAGUUGGACUCGCAUGGCAUCGAAAUGUCAAACAUGGAGAAGCAGCUGGAAACGAUGAAGAAGGAUCGCGACACCAUGAAGGUGCACCUGCGGCAGCUGGAGCAGAAAAAUGACGAUUUGGAGCGUGCCCAUCGCAUACUCAACGAAAGCAUAGAGAAUUUCGAGAAAAUGCUGGAUCAGGCCUACGAGAAGAACGCCCUGCUAGAGCUGGAAGUGGAUGAAAAGGGAUUGCUGCAGGAAAAACUGCAGCGGUUGAUGGAUGAGACGAGAGAUCUCAAACAAGAGCUGAACGUCAAGUCACGCUUUACCCCAGUGGUCAAUGGAACGAGCAUUCCCACGGCAAACGACACAAAUACGGUCAACAGCUCGAUGAACUCGUCCGCCUCGCUGCCAAAUGGUAUUGUGGCCAAUGGCGAUCUGGUAAACCACGACAAUACUGUCGCCACAAGAGCCACCAGCGUCAGCGUAAACGCCCUCAAUGGCAGCUUAGUUAAUAGAAACGAAUAUAACCAGCAGCAUUCGCUUAAAAAUCCCGAGAACCAAAUCAAUGGCAAUUCCAUGAACCCCAGCUCCCGCACAACGGCGCUCAACAUUGUGGCCGACAUGUUAAGAAAACUAAACGCCAUGGAGACGAAACUGAAGACGUACCGCGAGAAUGGCCAGCCCAUGCCGCAGCGACACCGCUCCUCCCAGCAGUCUACACAUCCGGCGCUGGCCGGACUGCCUUGUCUCUCGCUGGAUGCCGAGUAGUGUGGAUUACGGCCUCGGCGUGAUCCUUAAACCCAAACCCAAACCCAAUCAACCAGGGCGGGAUACUGUUCAGUUGGCUUUACGUUUACGUUACGUUACUUUAAUGUUACUGUUAGCAUUAAUUUAGCUUCUGCUGCCUCUUUAUUUAUUUGACCUAACUUGACUUUGUAUAAACCACUUGCGAUAUUGAUAUUAUAAAUUACACAACAGUUAAUGUUGUUGUUUCGAGCCCAACAUAUAACAUGCCUUAGUACGAAUUAAGUGUAUACCUCUAAGCUAAGUACCCACUCGGUUCACUUUUAACUUAAAUUGUUAACUGCAACACAAUUGUUUUGGCAUACAAUGUGUUUAGCGACUAAGUUUAAAGUUGAUUACCCAGCAAAACAAGCGAAGAAGCUCUGUCCAAGUAUUAUACUUCAAGCGGACAACCAAUACUCGUAGCGUUUAGGAAAAAGACAAGAUCUAACCCGGAAAAAAAGAAAUAUCAAAACGAUCAUCUAGUUAUAUUCUAACUAUUUCCCCAGAGCUAUUUUCUGUUUAUAUUUACGACCGAAUAUAAAUUUGUAAAAAUGCAAAAUAUUGCUAACGGCAAACUGUAUAAAGCAUAACAAAAAUCCAACGAACAGGCAAACAAAGUAUAUAUAUAUAUGUAUGGAAUAAUAAAGAGCAAAA